Alternaria triticimaculans is the source of this 366-nucleotide messenger RNA. RefSeq lists its product as uncharacterized. The transcript is spliced from 2 exons. The record is from RefSeq and is a predicted model, not a curated record. Lineage: Eukaryota; Fungi; Ascomycota; Dothideomycetes; Pleosporales; Pleosporaceae. Bases 1 to 366 code for a protein of 121 amino acids.
AUGGCUGGCAUACGUGAAGACGGAGAGCUUCUCUACAAAAGGCAACACUGGUCCACAGAAACUCUGAGCAAGGCUGAUUCACUCCAAAGAAUCUGGGACAGUAAGAAAGGCGAACUGAAACAUAAAAUCGAGGGAGAGAUCAGGAUGAUGAGGUUCAAGAACCCUGUCACUGGCGCUGUCCAAUAUCGCGCGCAGUUGCAUACGCCGAACCUUACGAUUGAUGGAGGACCUAGAGGGCCUUGGAAAGCCACACCGGAAGAAGCGGUGCCAGCACUGAAAGACACUAUGGAUCAGGUCAUAAUCAAGCUCGCUGAAAUACAGGGGGACAUUGAUGUUGAGAACGCCAGUCAUGUCAUGGCCUUAUAA